This is a messenger RNA of Pteropus alecto (black flying fox), 2999 nucleotides long. RefSeq names its product transmembrane protein 87A (gene TMEM87A). NCBI's taxonomy places the organism in Eukaryota, Metazoa, Chordata, Mammalia, Chiroptera, Pteropodidae. The transcript has 20 exons. Bases 146 to 1822 code for a protein of 558 amino acids. Gene Ontology annotation, biological process: retrograde transport, endosome to Golgi. Gene Ontology annotation, cellular component: Golgi cisterna membrane; Golgi apparatus. The record is from RefSeq and is a predicted model, not a curated record.
GCUGCCAGAGGGAGGGGCCGCUGAGUCGAAAAAACAAAUAAGCCUCGCGAGGUUUCGAGGACCCGGAUGAUCCGGCCCCUCAGAGCAAAGCCGGAAGAGGGCGGGACGAACCGGAAGAAGGUGAAAUGCUCUCGGUAGGUACUCCAUGGUUGUGAAGAUGGCGGUGGCUGCGUGGCUUCAGGUGCUGCCUGUUAUUCUUCUUCUGGGGGCUCGGCCGUCCCCAUUGUGGCUUUUCGGUGUUGGACCGGCUCCCGUCGCUGCUGCCGAUAGAUCCAAGUGGCACAUUCCAAUAUCGUCGGGGAAAAAUUAUUUUAGUUUUGGAAAGAUCCUCUUCAAAAAUACUACUAUCUUCCUGAAAUUUGAUGGAGAACCUUGUGACAUAUCUUUGAAUAUAACCUGGUAUCUGAAAAGUGCUGAUUGUUACAAUGAAAUAUACAACUUCAAGGCAGAAGAAGUGGAGACAUAUUUGGAAAAUCUUAAGGAAAAAAAAGCCUUGUCUGGGAAAUACCAAACAUCAUCAAAAUUGUUUCAGAACUGCAGUGAACUCUUUAAGACACAGAGCUUUUCUGGGGAUUUUGUACAUCGAUUGCCUCUUUUAGGAGAAAAACAGGAGGCUAAGGAGAAUGGAACAAAUCUUACCUUUACUGGAGAAAAAAUUGCAAUGCAUGAUCCAUUGAAAACUUGGCAAGAUGCACCAUACAUUUUUAUUGUACAUAUUGGCAUUUCAUCCUUAAAGGAAUCAUCAAAAGAAAAUUCACUAAGUAAUCUUUUUACCAUGACUGUUGAAGUGAAGGGUCCCUAUGAAUACCUCACACUUGAAGAAUAUCCAUUGAUGAUUUUUUUCAUGGUGAUGUGUAUUGUAUAUGUCCUCUUUGGUGUUCUGUGGCUGGCGUGGUCUGCCUGCUACUGGAGAGAUCUCUUGAGAAUUCAGUUUUGGAUCGGUGCUGUCAUCUUCUUGGGAAUGCUUGAGAAAGCUGUCUUCUAUGCAGAAUUUCAGAACAUCCGAUACAAAGGAGAAUCUGUCCAAGGCGCCUUGAUCCUUGCAGAGCUACUUUCAGCAGUUAAACGUUCACUGGCUCGAACCCUGGUCAUCAUAGUCAGUUUGGGAUAUGGCAUAGUCAAGCCUCGCCUUGGAGUGACUCUACACAAGGUUGUGGUAGCAGGAGCCCUUUAUCUUUUGUUCUCUGGAAUGGAAGGGGUCCUCAGAGUUACUGGGUAUUUUGCUUACCCUUUGACUUUGAUAGUAAACCUGGCCCUGUCAGCAAUUGAUGCCUGUAUUAUUUUAUGGAUAUUUAUUAGCCUGACUCAAACAAUGAAGCUAUUAAAACUUCGGAGAAACAUUGUAAAACUCUCUUUGUAUCGACAUUUCACCAACACACUUAUCUUGGCAGUGGCAGCAUCUAUUGUGUUUAUCAUCUGGACAACCAUGAAGUUCAGGAUAGUGACUUGUCAGUCGGAUUGGCGGGAGCUGUGGGUGGACGAUGCCAUCUGGCGGUUGCUGUUUUCCAUGAUCCUCUUUGUCAUCAUGGUUCUCUGGCGACCAUCUGCAAACAACCAGAGAUUUGCAUUUUCACCAUUAUCUGAGGAAGAGGAGGAGGAUGAACAAAAGGAACCUAUGCUGAAAGAAAGCUUUGAAGGAAUGAAAAUGAGAAGUACCAAACAAGAACCAAAUGGAAAUAGUAAAGUAAACAAAGCAGAAGAUGAUUUGAAGUGGGUAGAAGAGAAUGUUCCUUCUUCUGUAACAGAUGUAGCACUUCCAGCCCUUCUGGAUUCAGAUGAGGAACGAAUGAUUACACAUUUUGAAAGGUCCAAAAUGGAGUAAAGAAUGGGAAGGCAUGCAAUUGAAGAUGGCUAGUAUCUGGGAAGAGAUCAGCUUCUGUGUCAGUCUCCAUAGGAUUAAAGGAGGCAGUGACAUCCUGAUCGGUUCCUUGAUCCAAAUUUGUGCAUUGGAGCUGGCGAGAGGUGUCAGAACACGGAGAAUAUCUUAUUGAAAACAAGUUCAUAGGAUGAGAAAAAUCUUCAAGUUUCUUAUUUACAACAUUGAUGCCCCUUUCUCUCCCACACCCUGACAUGGAUGUUUAUGCAACUUACGUGUGUUGUUCCUGAACCUUCUAUAAUGUUUAAAUUGUUUAAUCUGUCAAACUAAAAACUUUAACAUCUGAAGAACUAUGACAUCAACACCAUAAUAUGUAAUCUCCGGGAGCAACUGCCUGUAAUUUUUAUUUAUUUAGGGAGUUAGUUAAAGGUGAUGGGGAAAAUUGUUAAUGAUCUUUCUGUUUCCUGGGAAGCCAAGGUUAUAUCUUUCAAAGGUAGUUUUAAGAAAAAAAGAAUCCUCCUGACUUAAGGAGCUGUGGUUCUAUCAGUGAUUAAAAGAGAAGAAAAGAAAGGAACUGUUACAGUGUAAUUCAGAUCAUUUAAAAAAGCAAAAUCAAGUGCAAUUUUGUUUACAAAUGGUGUAUAUUAAAGAUUUUUCUAUUUCAGAUGUACUUUAGAGAGAAAUAUUAGCUUAACUCUUUUGACAUCUGCUAUUGUGACAGAUCCCAUUGCUGGCAAUGUGGUGCACACUCCAGAACUUUUAACUACUGUUUUGUAAGCCUCCAAGGCAGCAAUGCUUUGUUUGCGUUCAUGCCAUUCACUGGGUGUUGCACUAGAUGCAGAGAGGCACUCCAGCUAAGUGCUUAUGAGUGAGCACCCUGCGGACUGUAAUCCUUCAGAAGCAGGAGCUAAUAGAAAGGAAACAGGUCCUUCUCGCUUAAUUUAAACAGUUUUUCCUGCAUGAAGUGGUGUGGAGGCCCUGGACUGCUGCUUAUUCUUUAGGAUUGAAUAUUCUUGUAUCUGGUGUUGGUUUAGAGACUUUAUAAGACAUCACAACGUGAUGGGAUUCAUUUGAAGCACUAUAUUUCUGUUUUAAUGGUUUUGUCCACUUUUGCCUUCCCAAGAGUUUUGUUCUACAUAGAAAGUUCAUGCCAUUUUUUAAUAUAAAAAAAAUGUUAACAAAA